GUUUUGUAAACAAGAAAGCUCGUUGUCUCAGCAUAACACCAAGUAGCAUUUAUUCCCUUGAUCUACUUGCUGAGAUUGGUUUUUUCCCUCUACGCGCUACGCGCCUGACUCUCAGCCAUUCUUUUUGACAUUCCUUUUGAUAUACAAAAUGAGUGAACCAAUGAACGAUGUGGAUGAAGCCACCAAGAUCGCUCAGGAGUUCAAGAUUUGGAAAGAAUCAGCGCUCCAGCUCUAUGAAAUGAUGAUUGAACAUACCGUCGCGUGGCCUACGUUGACUUGUCAAUGGCUUCCUGCUUUCGUCAAAUCUGACGAAUAUUUUACACAAGAAUUGUUGAUCGGUACGAAUACGAACGACGAAGAACCCAAUCAGGUUCAGAUUCUUCAAAUGGAUCUACCCUUAGCCGAUCAAAAUGGUGAAAGUGACCCAGCAAGAAAAUCAAGAUGGAAGACAUUAAAAAAGAUGGGACAUGACGGUGAAGUUAAUCGCGCACGAUAUCAACCUUCCAAUCCAAGCAGAAUUGCGACCUUUACUCGACAGGGCGAUGUGCUACUUUUUGAUCGCCAAAAAGACCAUAGUGAAACAGAUUGUGAUCCGUUACUACGAUUGAAGGGUCAUACAAAGGAAGGUUAUGGAUUGGAGUGGAGUCCACAUGCAGCUACUGCCGACCAUUUGCUUAGUGCUGGAUUUGAUAAUAUCAUUUGUCACUGGGACAUUGGUCAAGAAGGUCGGGUAGAUCCGAUUGCCAAAUAUAUAGCACACACUGACUGUGUAGAGGAUAUCAGCUGGAAUGCAACAGACCCGUCAAUUUUUGCAUCAGUGGCAGACGAUAUGAAAUUGAUGAUAUGGGACACACGUCAACCAACCAAGCCCGUGCAAAGCAUUCAAGCACACAAAGCAGAAGUCAACAGUGUCGCCUUCAACGGCGAACAGGAUUGGAUGCUGGCUACUGGAUCAGCUGACAAGACGAUUGGUUUAUUUGACAUUCGCAACCUCGGCACAAAAUUGCACUCGUUCGAGCUGCAUGAAGGCGAGGUUACGCAAGUUGCUUGGAACCCGCACGAGCCUGCUGUUUUAGCAUCGGCUGGAUUGGACCGACGCAUCAAUGUAUGGGAUCUGCGACAUAUUGGUGAAGAACAAACCGCUGAAGAUAUGGAAGAUGGACCACCAGAACUAUUGUUUAUGCAUAGUGGUCACACAAACCGCAUAUCUGAUUUCAGCUGGAAUCCGAAGGAAACCUGGGUUAUUGCCAGUGCUGGUGAAGAUAACAUUAUACAACUAUGGGAAAUGACAAAGGAUAUCUCUGCAAAUACGGACUUGACGACCGAACUUCCUGCAAGUGACCUCGAGUAAAAAAGUUCGUCCAAAAGCGGAGAUUGCUUCUUCCCACAAAAAAAAUGUAUAAAUUUAUCCUCAAUUUUUCCAAGCAUAUCUUGAUCUUCUUUAUCUUGUC
Zychaea mexicana is the source of this 1451-nucleotide messenger RNA. Its product is annotated as WD-40 repeat-containing protein. Gene Ontology annotation, molecular function: histone binding. The transcript is spliced from 10 exons. The record is from RefSeq and is a predicted model, not a curated record. Lineage: Eukaryota; Fungi; Mucoromycota; Mucoromycetes; Mucorales; Lichtheimiaceae. Gene Ontology annotation, cellular component: Rpd3L complex; nucleus; Rpd3L-Expanded complex. Bases 149 to 1351 code for a protein of 400 amino acids. Gene Ontology annotation, biological process: regulation of gene expression.